UGCAAUAUGUCUGAAAACAUUAUCCAGCUGGGCAGUGGUAAAUAAAGAUAGGAUGAGACUCUGGAUUCUUUUGCUGGCUGUUGCGGUCAGCACAGAAGAAAUGCCAAGAGAGAACAGCUGUAUUGAAAGGUUUCCUGGAAUUCCUGGGAACCCUGGACACAAUGGCUUACCAGGACGAGAUGGACGUGAUGGAGCAAAGGGGGAAAAAGGAGACAAAGGUGAGCCAGGAAAUCCAGGAAAGCCGGGCCGAGAUGGCAUCAGUGGAAAUAAGGGAGAAUCAGGGGCUGACGGCAGAGUUGAAGAAAAAGGGAACAAAGGUGAUAAAGGAGAGCGAGGCUGGCCUGGGAAAUUUGGGCCAAAAGGAAUUCCUGGGCCAGUAGGAGACAAAGGUCAACAGGGGGAGUUAGGACCACAGGGAAGAAAAGGGAUAAAAGGGGACAUUGGGCCAAUUGGCCCCAAAGGAGAUAAAGGUGAAAUUGGAAUUCAAGGUGAAAUAGGAUUAAGGGGGCCCAUGGGCCCAAUGGGCCAUGUGGGUCCUAAAGGAGAGACAGGAGGCCCAGGACCAAAGGGCAGUAAAGGAAUUCAGGGAGAAAGAGGUUGGAAGGGAGAACGGGGAGAAAAAGGAAAUCUUGGCAGGACCCCAGUUAUUGCCAGAAGCGCUUUCAGUGUGGCCCUUACCACUAAAUUUCCUCCACUCAACAUUCCCAUCAGAUUUGACAAAGUCUUAUACAACAGCUUCAACCAUUAUAGCACAGCAACUGGAGUAUUUACCUGCCCAGUCUCUGGGGUCUAUUAUUUUACCUACCACAUCACUGUUUUUUCAAGGAAUGUGAGGGUAGCGCUAGUCAAAAAUGAGCACAGGAUGCUCCACACUGCAGACAUGUACCAAGGGGCCGAAGACCAGGCAUCUGGAGGAAUCAUCCUGGAACUUCAGAAAGGGGACCGGAUAUGGCUGCAAUCCUAUGGAGGGGAGACUUACAAUGGAUUGUAUGCAGAUCCAGAUGAUGACACUGUCUUCAGUGGCUUCCUUCUGUUUAGUACCUCAGAAGCAUCAGCAUCUGUGCCACUCAGCAAAUAAACUGCUUGCUUGCUUCUGAAUAUGUCACUUACACAUGACGCAGCUUAGUUUUCAUAUUAAGGUUCCAACAAAGUUCAUGAAGCCAAAUCAAGAACUUCCAGUCAAUUUCUUGCAGAAUGAUGCUGAACACCACUCGUGCAUUACUUUGUUUAUAUGGUUCCUGACAUGUUUUUGCUAUUUUUUAAGAAAAUCUAGGCCCCCACCAGAAUUAAUACACAAUUCUAAUAUCUUAUAUAACUCUUUGAAUCACAGGAUAGAAAAAAUGAUCCUUGUUGUUGAUGUUUUAUUAUUGCUUUAAUCAAGUAAACUAGUUUCAACUUCUUACAAAAAUAUUUCUAAAGUGAUGGAUAAAAUCAUACAAUCCAGUGUUAUAUAUUUAUGCCUAGACAUGUUUGAAUAAAGCAAAAUUUGUUUCCUUCAAGAUAAC
This is a messenger RNA of Python bivittatus (Burmese python), 1505 nucleotides long. RefSeq lists its product as uncharacterized. Lineage: Eukaryota; Metazoa; Chordata; Lepidosauria; Squamata; Pythonidae. The record is from RefSeq and is a predicted model, not a curated record. Gene Ontology annotation, molecular function: protein binding.